Messenger RNA from Peromyscus eremicus (cactus mouse), 328 nucleotides. It is a transcript of the gene Ctxn2, whose product is annotated as cortexin 2. The transcript has a single exon. The record is from RefSeq and is a predicted model, not a curated record. Lineage: Eukaryota; Metazoa; Chordata; Mammalia; Rodentia; Cricetidae. Bases 44 to 292 code for a protein of 82 amino acids.
ACUCCUGCAGGAACUCCCAAGAGCCACCACGAUGCACCAGUGAAUGAUGAGUAGCACCUACUGCAGCAAUUCUUCAGCUAAGAUGAGUGUCAACGAAGUCUCUGCAUUCUCCCUGACGCUAGAGCAAAAGACUGGCUUUGCCUUUGUGGGCAUCCUGUGCAUUUUCCUGGGGCUCCUUAUCAUCAGAUGCUUCAAGAUUCUCUUAGACCCAUAUAGCAGCAUGCCCUCUUCUACAUGGGAAGAUGAAGUCGAAGAGUUUGAUAAAGGGACCUUUGAGUAUGCGCUUGCCUGAUGGUGGUUCCAGCCUUUUCCAGUUGCCAUUGGGACA